AUGAGCCUCGCCCGGAGCGCCAAGCUGCACGCACGCUGGGCGUACGGCGGCUGGACGGAUGCCAAUCGCUGGAAGCGCGCCAUGGGACUGGUACAGAUGUCGUCCGAACUGCGGAUGGGACUGCUCAAGGGCCUGCUGCUCAGCACCGCCGUGUGCGCGCUCGUAUACUUUUUCCGUCUCACCAUGCUUCCGUCGCGGACGUGGUACGACGAGGCAGAUUCGUUCGAGAACGAGGAUACUUCCGCCGUGUGGGUCGGCUCGGUCUCGAGUGCAUUCUGGUUAUACCCUCUGAUUGCCGGGAGCUACUUGAUGGCCUCGACCUGGACGACGGGCGUCGCCGAGGCCGCGUACUCUGCACAGAACGUCAAGGUCGCUGGCAUACGCCAGCGCCUGCAGGCGACGACGUGGGUCGAGCACGUGUGCCGCCUUGCGCUGAUUGUCAACUACUCGGUGGUGUGCUUUGGCCUGCAGUGCAUUCCCUACCUCGGGCCGCCGCUCGCGUUCCUGGUCAUGUCGAUGGUCGACGGCUACUUUUGCUUCGAACAGAUCUGGGCGGUGCGGGGAUGGUCGCUGGAAAAGCGCCUCCGCUUCAGCGAGUCGCACUGGUCGUACCUGAUCGGCUUCGGCGUGCCGUCGACCGCCGUGUCCUUUUUCCACCCGAGCGGGCUCUUGAACUUGAUGCUUUUUAUGCUCGUCUUUCCGAUCUGUUCGGUGCUCGCAUUGCUUGCGGAUCCCCAGCCACAGAGCACGGCACUCGGGUCGCAGGCCGCGGUGCUGCCGACUGCGCCGCAGGCGGAUCGCUCCAAGGAGCUGUCGCUCUUGCUCCCUGCGCGUAUUCCCCUCUUUUGGCCCACGGUACGCUUCCGCCGGUUGCUGGUCGCGCACGUCGCGCCGGCCAUCAGCCAGUAUGUCCCGCCCGCCGCGUCGAGCACGCCGCGCAAGAAGUACGACCAAGCCGGCAUGCCGUCGAGCGUCCCCCGCCGCUCCGCCGCGCAGUUUGUGGGCGGUGCGUGGACGAGUGCGCCGGCGACACCGAGCCCGCCAGUCUACGAAGCGCCAGCGCAGCCUGCACCGUGGCAUGCAUCGGCGGUGAGCAUUCCUAUGGCCGCCGACCAAUCGACGCUCGGCGCGCGCAAGUUUCAAAAGAUGGCGUAA
Molecule: messenger RNA, 1155 nt
Organism: Malassezia japonica
Lineage: Eukaryota; Fungi; Basidiomycota; Malasseziomycetes; Malasseziales; Malasseziaceae
Exons: 3
Coding region: 1-1155 (384 amino acids)
Biological process (GO): macroautophagy
Cellular component (GO): endoplasmic reticulum
Source: RefSeq, a predicted model, not a curated record